AUGUCCUGCUCGGGAGACUGCGUGUUGCGCACCGAGGACGGUGGCGCGUUUCCGGUGCACAGGUCCUUCCUACGCACGGUGAGCCCUUACUUCCGAGGUCUGUUCCACGACGGCAAAACCGAUGUCCUCCUGCGUGGAGUCAAGGGAUCCGUGCUCCAUGUAUUACUGGCACACGAGUACACCGAUCAGUUAUGCGUCAGCAACGACAACGUGGGGGAGGUGCUGGCGACGGCCGACAUGUUGCUCAUGGACAGGUGCCGGGAGAAGUGCAUGGAGAUGCUGCGGCGUAAUGUUCAAGCCGAAAACUGCCUCGGUGUGGCUGAGGUCACCAAGCAGUACAGCUGCUCACCUUCAGGAGACUGCGUGACGGAAUAUGUGCAUGAGCAUUUUGACAAGAUAUGGCGAACGAGCGAAGAGUUCCCAGAGAUGCCAGUCAGCCAGCUUUGCGAGCUGCUGGAUUCCCCGGAGCUGAAUGUUCGGCAGGAGCAAGACGUGCUGCACGCGAUUGCGCGCUGGUGCAACGCCGUCGGCGACGCUCCCGUGCUGGAUCAGCUGGAGCUUCGGCGGCUGCUUCAAUGCGUUCGCGUCGGCGUCUGCAAAGCCAGCGUGGAUGAUAGUGACAACAUUAUUUUUUUUUCGCGGUUGGUGCGCAGCGCCCUGCAAGAGUUCCAGAAUUUGUGCCCUGCGCUAGCCAACAGCCUCGCCUAUCGUGAAGCCGUGUUGGAAGCUCUCGAACGGGGCCCCUGCCUGUGCAAGCCCAUCCCGUUCUUGCUCGGACAAAACGCUGCUGAAGAAAUGGAUGCGGCAGAUAGAGAAGCAGCGGGAGAGGCCGGCGUUGCAGAAGUCGCCCCAGCUGAAGCUGCUCCUGCGGACGCCGCCGAUCUCGGAGCUGCUGCACUCCCGAACGAUGCCGAAGUUGCCGAUGCUGGCGCUGUGGCCGCUCCCGCAGAGAUUGACGCAGAGGAAAUGGAUGUAGAAGAUGGCGACGCAGGAAUCGCCGGUGGCCUCGCAAUGAAGCCACUAUGCAAGAAAUGCGGCAAGGAGAAUCCUGAACGCUGGCUUCCCCGCCUGCCGUACACUAUGCUGUUUGUGGUGGGCGGCUGGAGCAACGGCCAGGCGUUGUCUGACAUCCAGGCCUUCGACCCACUCGCCAACCGCUGGGUUCGCCACGAGAACGCGUCUGCAUUCGAGCCAAGAGCGUACCACGCAGUUGCCGUAUAUGGCAGGCGUGUCUUCGUGAUUGGCGGCAUGCAAGAGCGGAAGUACUUGCGCUCAACGAUGAGUUACGACAUGGACAGCUGUGAGUGGAAAGUGGAGUCCUCCAUGCACGAGACGCACGCGCGCGCCGAGGACCUGACGCUUCACAACUUCAUCGGCUACAGCGGACCGACGACGUGCGCGCUGAGCAACUGCUGA
Molecule: messenger RNA, 1416 nt
Organism: Rhipicephalus sanguineus (brown dog tick)
Lineage: Eukaryota; Metazoa; Arthropoda; Arachnida; Ixodida; Ixodidae
Product: kelch-like protein 10
Exons: 7
Coding region: 1-1416 (471 amino acids)
Molecular function (GO): protein binding
Source: RefSeq, a predicted model, not a curated record